UAGUAACCAUCGAGAGAGAUAUCGUUGACAUCCCUAGUUGACGCAUGACUUGACAGUCUUUUGCAAAUGGACGUUGUAGUGUGAAGUACUGUUCCGCGUACAAAUUAAGUUUUUCCUAUAAAAAAGUGCUUUUCCAGUGCCAAUUUAUAGCAAAAAGGCAUGUCUGACAAUUGGGGAGACGACUCGGUAGUGGCUGCGGCCCCAAAAAUCGCCGAGCUACCCGAAAUUAAACUUUUCGCCAAGUGGAACUGCGACGACGUCCAGGUUUCCGAUAUGUCACUGCAGGACUAUAUUGCAGUGAAAGAGAAAAAUGCCAAAUAUCUGCCUCACUCUGCGGGUCGUUAUGCGGCCAAACGUUUCCGUAAAGCCCAGUGCCCCAUUGUGGAACGUUUAACGAAUUCUUUAAUGAUGCACGGCAGGAAUAAUGGUAAGAAAUUGAUGGCUGUGCGUAUUGUUAAACACGCCUUCGAGAUUAUCCAUUUGCUCACUGGUGAAAACCCAUUACAGAUUUUGGUCACUGCCAUCAUAAACUCUGGUCCUCGUGAGGAUUCAACUCGUAUUGGUAGGGCUGGUACUGUUAGGAGACAGGCUGUAGAUGUGUCUCCCUUAAGGAGGGUCAAUCAGGCCAUUUGGCUGUUGUGUACUGGAGCCCGUGAGGCUGCCUUUAGAAAUAUCAAAACUAUUGCGGAAUGUUUGGCGGAUGAGUUAAUAAAUGCCGCUAAGGGGUCUUCAAACUCUUAUGCCAUCAAGAAGAAGGACGAAUUGGAAAGGGUCGCCAAGUCUAACCGUUAGGAUUUUAAUUAUGUAAAGAGAUCUGUAGGGAUUACAGAGAUCAUCAGGAAAAAUAUAAAUAAACUGUUUUUUUAAAAA
Molecule: messenger RNA, 870 nt
Organism: Anthonomus grandis grandis
Lineage: Eukaryota; Metazoa; Arthropoda; Insecta; Coleoptera; Curculionidae
Product: 40S ribosomal protein S5
Exons: 5
Coding region: 160-792 (210 amino acids)
Biological process (GO): ribosomal small subunit assembly; translation
Cellular component (GO): ribosome; cytosolic small ribosomal subunit
Molecular function (GO): mRNA binding; structural constituent of ribosome; rRNA binding
Source: RefSeq, a predicted model, not a curated record